AUGCCCACAAAAAAGAAAAAAACAACCCAGAGAGCAGAGGAGGAUGACGAGGACUCGGAGGAUCAGGAACCAAAGCCCAGGAAGAAGAGCAAGCAGCAGAAAAGGAAGCAGCUGAAAGACAGUGAUGAAGAAGGAUAUAAUUCUGACACAUCAGGGCCUGAUGUGAGGAAGAAGGGAAGACAAAAGGUCAAGAAGAAGAAGAAGAAGAAAGCCAGAGAGGACAGUGGGGAUGACUUGAGCAGUGAGUCACAGAACACAGAUAAUGAAGAUAACAAUAAUGACUCCAAGGGUAAAAAGAGAGGAGGGAAACUCCCUGAUGUGAUCGAGACCACCAAGAGAGACUCAAAGAAGGUCCAAGACAAGAUGGGCGGCAAGGAUAAGAAAUCCAAAAAGAACACUGACAAAGAGGAAGAGCCGGCAGCCGGGGAUGAAGAGGAGGGGAAAAAGAAAAAGAAAGAAAAGAAGAAGAAAGGUUCGGUGGUGGGGGAAAGCGAUGAGGACACCAAGAAGACAAAGGGCAAGAAGAAGAAGGCUGAAAACUACGUGGAGAUCUACGAGAAUGAGCUCCGCAACUACGAGGCAGAGCAGGUGGAGAACUACGAGGAUGAAUAUCACAAGAAGAAAGUGUACGAGGUGGUGACCAUCACCGGAGACGAGAGAGGAGCCGGCACCGACGCCAACGUGUUUGUCACUCUGUUCGGAGAAUAUGGCAUCACUCCUAAAGUCCACCUGGCCAGCAACACAGAAAAGAGGAGUCGCACGGCCUUCGAAAGAGCCAAAACUGAUGUGUUCAGAAUCAGAACGCACAAUAUUGGAUCUUUGAAAAAGAUAAGGAUUGAGCACGACAACACAGGGCUGAGCGCCAGCUGGUUCCUGGACAGAGUGGUGGUGACGGACGUGAUCAGGCCCCACUUGAGGUUUUACUUUGCUUGUAACAACUGGCUGAGCAAGACAGAGGGAGACGGCCUUUACGCCAGAGACCUGCUGGGCAGCAUGGACCCCAUGGACAUGCCCAAAUAUAAUAAAUAUAUAGUGAGCGUUUUCACUGCAGACGUGAAAGGCAGUGGAACAGAUGCAGACGUCUUCAUCAAUAUCUUUGGGGAGCUCGGAGACACAGGCGAGAGGCGACUUGACAACGACAAAAAUAACUUUGAAAAAGGCACCGAGGACAAGUUCACCAUGGAGGCACCAAACCUGGGCAAAGUGAGGAAGAUCACCAUCGGCCAUAAUAACAAAGGCUCCUCAGCAGGAUGGUUUCUGGACAAGGUGGUUGUGGACGAUCUGGGAAACAAAAUAGUUUACGAGUUUCCAGUUAAUCGUUGGUUUGCCAUCGACGAGGAUGACGGGAAGAUCCAGAGGGAUAUUCUAGUCGGGGGGAACCAGCCCACAGGUAUUGUGUACAACGUCCAGAUUGUGACAGGCAACAUCCGAGGUGCUGGGACCAACUCCAAGAUCCAUAUCGUGAUGCACGGCUCCAAAGGCACGAAGAACAGCGGCAGGGUGUUUUUAGAGGGGGGGAAGUUCGAGCGGUGCCUGACGGACAUCUUUAACGUGGAGAUCGCCGCGCUCCUCAGUCCCCUCAGCAGAGUCACCAUCGGACAUGACAACGACGGAGUCAGUGCUGGGUGGUACUGCGAGAAGGUGGUGGUGUAUUGUCCAUUCACAGGGAUCGAGCAGACGUUCCCUUGCAGUAAAUGGCUGGAUGAGAAGGAGGGAGACGGGCUGAUAGAGAGAGAGCUCUAUGAGAUGGUCUCGCUCAGGCAGAAGAGACAGAAAAAGCACCCGUGGUCCUUGUGGAUCUGGACGUCGGAUAUUCCCAGCUCAGGGACGGACGCAGAAAUCUCUUUCCAGGUGUACGGACAGAAGGGCAAGUCAGACGAGAUCCGGCUGGACAAUAAAACAGACAAUUUUGAACAGGGACAGGUGGACAGGUUUAUGGUCGAGCUGCCUGAUUUGGGAAAAUUGACCAAAUUCCGUAUCUGGCAUGAGAAGAGAAAUCCUUUUGCAGGAUGGCAUCUCAGCAAGGCGACUCUGAUGAAGACACUCACAAAGGAAAAGUACACGUUUCCCUGUGAGCGUUGGCUGGACACGAAUGAGGACGAUAACGAGGUUGUGAGGGAGCUUCCUGCCACCGGAGACCGGAACUCCGAGCCUCUCCCCUUGAUAAAAUACAGAGUGACAGUUUGCACGGGGACUGUCGGCGGCAGCGGCACGGACGCGUCUGUGUUUCUCAACCUGAUCGGAGACCACGGAGACUCCGGAGAUCGUCAGCUGGUCAACUGCAAAAACAACAUCAACAAGUUUGAGAAAGGAAGCUUGGACGAGUUCAUCGUUGAGGCAGUGGCCAUUGGGCAGAUCCGCAGGGUGAGGAUUGGACAUGAUGGGAAAGGUGGAGGCUGCGGCUGGUUCCUUGACAAAGUGAUUGUAAGAGAGGAGGGCCAGGCCGAGGCCCAGGCCGCCGAGUUCCCCUGCAACAGGUGGCUGGAUCGCAAUGAGGAUGACGGACAGAUUGUUAGAGAGUUGGUGCCGUUCUCAGACGGACAGCGUCUCUACAACAUUGACUAUCACAUCGCGGUGAAGACAGGGAGCAUCCCCGGAAGCAGCUCGGACUCCAACGUGUUCGUCAAGCUCUACGGAGAGAAAGGGGACACCAGUAAGAUGAUGCUGCUGGUCUCCGCCAACAACCUGGGGAACUACUUUGAGACGGGCCGCAUUGACAUCUUCACCGUGGAAACCUUUGAUAUUGGACAGAUCAGCCGCCUGAUGAUCGGCCACACCAAUGAAGGCAUGCGAGCCGGCUGGUUCCUGGACAGUGUUCAGAUCAUGGUCCCUGUCCACGGGAGACAUUACAUGUUCCCCAGUCACCGCUGGCUCAGCAGGGACGAGGCUGACGGCAAGACAGAGGUGGAGAUUUACCCGAGCGAGAUCCUGGACAUGGAGCAAUUGAUAAACUAUGAGGUAACAGUAGUGACUGGAGAUGUGAUGUUUGCCGGCACCAACGCCCGAGUUUACCUCCAGAUCUAUGGAGACAAAGGAAAGACAGAGAUCAUCAGGCUCGAGAGCAGGUCCAACAACUAUGAGCGGAACACCACAGAAAUAUUCAAGAUGAAUGGCAAAGAUGUGGGGAAGAUCUUCAAGAUACGCAUCGGUCACGAUGGUUCGGGGAUCGGAUCCGGCUGGUUCCUGGAGUCAGUGGACGUCAAACAUUUAAUCAUGGCCCUGGUGCCCAAAGAGAAGAAAAAGGAGGACAAGAAAAAGAAGAAGAAGAAGAAGAAAGAUGAGGAUGAUGAGGAUGAGGAUGGAGGAGAGGAGAUGCAGGAAGUGGUGCUGACGUAUCGCUUCCCAUGUUCUCGCUGGCUGGCCGGGGGUGAGGAGGAUGGCGAGCUGGUGGUGGAGCUGCUGCCCGAGGAGGCCGAGGAGCUGGAAGUCAACACCUAUGAAGUGUGCGUCUUCACUGGUGACAUGCUGGGAGCUGGGACUGACGCCAACGUCUUCAUCAAUAUUUACGGAGAAAACGGAGACACCGGAGAGCGCUAUCUGAAGAACUCUGACAACCUCAACAAAUUUGAGCGCGGGCAGGAGGACGUUUUCACAGUGGCAGCCAUUGAUCUGGGUCCUCUCAAGAAGCUGCGGAUCCGCCAUGACAACACCCAUUCUUACUCCUCUUGGUACCUGGAUCGUGUCGAGAUCGUGGACACGAAGGAUGACACGACGUACUACUUCCCCUGUAACCGCUGGCUCGCUGUGGAUGAGGACGAUGGGCAGAUAGCGAGGGAGCUGGUGCCAGUGGACGAGGCCUUCAUGAGGCAGGAUGAGGAUGAGGAGGGGACAGCCGCCACCCUCGGCCUGGAGCAGAAAUCCAUGUCUACCACAUACACCAUUAAAGUCAAAACCGGAGAUAAGAAGUACGCUGGUACCGAUGCCAACGUCUAUGCCAUCCUCUUUGGAGAAAAUGACGACACAGGGGUCGUAAACUUAAAGUCUUGUAAAACCUACAAGAACAAGUUUGAACAGGGGAUGAUCAACGAGUUCACUGUGGAGGCAGUGGACCUGGGCGAUCUGGAGAAGCUUCGCGUCGGUCACGACAACUCAGGGGGUUCUCCCGGUUGGUUCUUGGACUGGGUCGAGAUCGACGCAGCCUCGCAGGGUCAGAGACUACGCUUCCCGUGUGGCCGCUGGUUGGAUAAGGGCGAGGACGAUGGGGUGAUGGUGAGGGAUCUGUAUCCCGCCGAUCUGCAGACUGAGCUCUACAUGCCGUUCGUUCCCUAUGAGAUCAAGAUCUACACCAGCGAUGUGUUUGGUGCGGGAACAGACGCUGAUGUGUUCAUGGCUUUGUACGGACCUAAAGGAGUGAGCACCCAGCAGAAACCCCUGUGUGUCAACAAGAGAGAGAGACGUCUGUACUUUGAGAGGGGAGCUGAGGACAUGUUCAUCGUAGAGUUGGAGGAUGUCGGUGAUGUUAUAGAGAAGAUCCGGAUCGGACACGACAACAGGGGCACCAACCCGGGAUGGCACCUGGACAGAGUGGAGAUCAGGCGACAGCUCAGGAAAGGAAAGGGUUCAGAGACAACCAUUUUCCCAUGUGAGUGCUGGCUGGCCAAGUCUGAAGAUGACGGGGAGACGGUGAGGGAGCUGGUCCCCUCGGACAUCAUCACGCAGAAGCUCCUCAGGGAUGGGACGCUGAAAACCACCGAGACAGAGGUGGAGGACGCUCUGGAAACUCACACGUACAAGGUGUCAGUGCGGACAGGUGAUACGCACGGAGCCGGGACUGAUGCCAACGUCUUUCUCACCAUCUACGGAGACCUGGGAGACACAGGAGAGCGCAAACUGGUCAAAUCUGAGAGCAACAAGAACAAGUUUGAGAGAGGAGCGGUGGACAAGUUCUCCAUCGAGGCUGUGGAUCUGGGGCAAGUGUUUAAGAUCCAUAUUCGUCACGACAACUCCAUGAUGGGGGCUGACUGGUACCUGGACCAGGUGGAGGUGCUGGAUUUGGAAACGGAGGAGGUGUACAUGUUCCUGUGUGAGCGCUGGCUGUCCAGAAAGAGAGAGGACAAACGCAUUGAGAGGACCUUCUUCGUCAAGGGGUAUGAAGGUGAAAGAAGCACUGAUCCAUUUUCCAAGAUGUUGGCUCAGGCCAAACUGGGGCUGGACAGAAAUGCCAACAAGAAGAAAAAGAAGAAAAAGGUGGCAGUGGUGGAAGAGGGUCCAAUCAUCCCCUAUCACUUCACCUUGUCCACGGGGAUAGACCGUGAUGCCAGCACCACAGCCAGGGUCUAUGUCAUCAUCACCGGCCCCACCGAGACUGAGACGGAGCGACUGUGGCUGGACCUGCCUGAGGGAAAGACGUCCUUCACAGUCGGCACCAUGGAGCACUUUGUGUCUUAUGGAACUGACGUGGGAGAGAUCAAGAGGGUGGAGCUCGGCCAUAACGGCGUCACACCAGAGAGCUGCUGGCUGGUGAAUGAGCUGUCGGUUGCCGUGCCAACCAAAGGUAUCAAGUACAAUUUUCCAUGUAAGUGCUGGCUGGCGAAAGACCGGGGAGACGGUCUCACUGCCAGACUGUUCAACGUGUUGGACUCCAGCACAAUCAACAUUAUCCGCAAAGUUAUUUAUUCAGCCACAGUGGUCACGGGUGACACUCAGUACGCAGGGACUGACACCAACAUUUUCCUGACUGUGUUCGGAGCCAAUGGGAGCACAGAGGAAAUGCUGCUGCCCAAAAAUGAGAUCAGGUUUGAAAGAGGCCAAGAAGACACAUUCAACCUGGAGAUCGAUGACAUCGCUCCUCUGAAGAAGAUCAGAGUUCGGAUCGAUGGCAGCGGGAGUCGCCCCGACUGGUUUCUUGACAGUAUCCUGAUGCGGAACCUGACCACAGAGGACGUGUAUCUGUUUACCUACGAGAACUGGCUGUCGAAGACCAAAGGGCCAAAGAGGACGAAGGUGUGUGAGCUGGCAGCGGUGGUGGACGAGGAGGAGAUGGUGGAGAAAACAAGCUACAUCAUCCAGGUCCAGACCAGUGAUGCCGGAUGUGCCGGCACUGAUGCCAACGUGUUUGUGAUUGUGUUUGGCGAGUACGGCGACACCGGGAUGCUGCCUCUGAAGGAGAGCACCAACAGGAACAAGUUUGAGCGUAAAAUGAAGGAUGUGUUCAGAUUCCCCGACCUGCUCAGUCUGGGCGAACUGUCCAAGGUCAGAGUGUGGCACGAUAACAAAGGCCCUUCUCCUGGUUGGCACCUCGAGUACAUUGACGUGAAAGACGAGGCCAUGGACCAGACCUUCAGGUUCCCCUGCGACCGCUGGUUGGCUAAAAACGAAGACGACGGGCAGAUAAUGAGGGAGCUGGCCUGUGCCAACAACGACUCCAUAGACCUCAGUGACAAAACCAAAUAUGAAAUUGCCACAACAACUGCGAACACAGAUGGUGCCUCCACCACGGAAAACGCCUGGAUCGUGUUGGAAGGAAGAAAAGCUCGUUCCAAGGAGUUUGUUCUCGAGAAUAAGAAAAAGAAGUUCUUAUGCGGUGCCACCGACACAUUUGAGUUCUCGUCCAAGCACGUGGGGGAGAUCGCCGGCAUCUGCAUCGGCCACAUAACGAAAGAGGGUAAAAAGGUGAAGGGUGAAGCUUUCUGGCACGUUAUGGAGGUGGUGGUGACAGAAAAGGAGCUGGGGAACAAAUAUUUCUUCCAGUGUGACGCACAAAUCCCCUUGGCGGCCAAAAAGGACAAGUUCCUGAAUUUUGAGUGUUAUAAGUCCAUCGAGAGCUUCGCGAGCAAAGUCCGCAACCUGGUUCCCGUCAAGUACGAAAUCAUCGUCAUCACCGGGGAUGUCAAAGGAGCCGGCACGGACGCCAACGUCUUCAUCACCGCCUACGGCGUCAACGGUGACUCGGGCAAGCGUCACCUGCGGCAGAAGUUCCGCAACCUUUUCGAGCGAGGGCGGACCGACCGCUUCGUUCUGGAGAUGCUGGACCUCGGGGAGCUGCUGAGGGUCAGAGUGGAGCACGACAACAGUCACUCAAACAGCAGCUGGUAUUUAGAGUGCGUGGAGGUGACCAACACGGCCAACUCCGUCACAACCAUCUUCCUGUGUGGGAAGUGGCUGGACCCUCACAAGGCCGACGGGCAGAUUCACAGAGUGCUCUACCCCAGAUACUAGCAGGACACAUGGGAUGAAGAGUGGGCGAGCGUUUCCUUUAGAGAGAGUUUGUUUUUUAAGGCAUGUCAGAUGAGCUUUGUGAGGAAUAAGAUUGAAACUAACAGAACUGAAUGUGACUCUUUUAAAGAAUAACACCUGUGUUCUUUUGUAAGUUUGUGCCAACGGUUUAGUUCGUCCCUCUACCAACCUCCGAAAAAGCCAUUUGCGACAAUCUUUUCUUGUACGUUAAAAAUAAACAGACCGGAAUAUUGCCCAAAAGAGACAAUCCAGCAAAACAAA
Hippoglossus stenolepis (Pacific halibut) is the source of this 7437-nucleotide messenger RNA. It is a transcript of the gene loxhd1b, whose product is annotated as lipoxygenase homology PLAT domains 1b. The transcript is spliced from 43 exons. The coding region runs from base 1 to 7158 and encodes 2385 amino acids. Gene Ontology annotation, molecular function: protein binding. The record is from RefSeq and is a predicted model, not a curated record. Lineage: Eukaryota; Metazoa; Chordata; Actinopteri; Pleuronectiformes; Pleuronectidae.